Protopterus annectens (West African lungfish) is the source of this 5565-nucleotide messenger RNA. It is a transcript of the gene ATP11B, whose product is annotated as ATPase phospholipid transporting 11B (putative). Gene Ontology annotation, biological process: phospholipid translocation. Gene Ontology annotation, cellular component: trans-Golgi network; endoplasmic reticulum; plasma membrane. Gene Ontology annotation, molecular function: ATP binding; ATPase-coupled intramembrane lipid carrier activity; magnesium ion binding. The transcript is spliced from 31 exons. The record is from RefSeq and is a predicted model, not a curated record. The coding region runs from base 240 to 3662 and encodes 1140 amino acids. Lineage: Eukaryota; Metazoa; Chordata; Ceratodontiformes; Protopteridae.
GCCAAUAAAUGUUACUGUAGUGUUCAGCAAUGAAGUCUGAACUGUUGCUGUGGUUUUGUUGUAAACGUAGGGGUUGAUCUAACGACGCAGCGAAAGCUAGCGUGUAAGAAAGAAGGGGGAGGUGGCAGGAGUUCCUAGUUACACGGGAAGGGGAGCUAUAGAGAUGGGAGCCAGCGUGUAGAAAGCUUGCCCGCUAAAAGAGCUGGAACAAUAUUUUUGGUACGUAGCCAGGGUUCGGGAUGUUGCGGUGGAUCCGACAGCAGCUGGGGUUUGACCCACCACAUCAGAGUGACACCAGAACAGUAUAUGUCGCCAAUCAAUUUCCCCAGCACGGGCAUUACGUGCCUCAGAAAUUUGCAGACAACAGAAUAAUAUCUUCUAAAUACACUGUGUGGAAUUUCGUUCCAAAGAAUUUGUUUGAGCAGUUUAGGAGAAUUGCCAAUUUCUAUUUCCUUAUAAUAUUUCUUGUUCAGCUGAUGAUAGAUACCCCUACCAGCCCUGUCACCAGUGGACUUCCAUUAUUUUUUGUAAUAACAGUAACAGCUAUCAAACAGGGUUAUGAAGACUGGCUGCGACAUAAAGCUGACAAUGAGGUCAAUGGAGCUCCUGUAUAUGUUGUUCGGAGUGGUGGCCUUGUACAAACAAGAUCGAAAAAUAUAAGGGUGGGAGAUAUAGUAAGAGUAGCAAAAGAUGAAACCUUUCCUGCUGACUUAGUGUUCUUGUCAUCUGACAGAGAAGAUGGUACAUGCCACGUCACUACUGCUAGCUUGGAUGGCGAAACUAAUCUUAAGACUCAUUGUACAGUUCCAGAAACAAGAGUAUUACAGAAUGUAAGCAGUUUGGACACACUUUCAGCAGUUAUUGAAUGCCAGCAGCCUGAAGCAGACUUGUACAGGUUUGUUGGACGAAUGACUGUCAAUCAACAAAGUGAAGAAAUUGUGAGACCACUUAGACCAGAUAAUCUUCUUCUCCGAGGAGCAAGAUUGAAAAACACCAAAGAAAUAUUUGGUGUGGCUGUAUAUACUGGGAUGGAAAGCAAGAUGGCACUAAAUUACAAAUGUAAAUCACAAAAACGCUCAGCAGUAGAAAAGUCUAUGAAUACCUUCCUAAUAAUUUAUCUAAUCAUACUUCUUUGUGAAGCUGUAUUGAGUACCAUUUUGAAGUAUGCUUGGCAGUCUGAAGAAAAAUGGGAUGAACCAUUUUAUAACCAAAAAACAGAGCAGGAAAGAAAUAGCAGUAAGAUCCUGAAAUUUAUCUCAGAUUUCCUUGCUUUCUUGGUUCUUUACAAUUUCAUUAUUCCUAUUUCACUAUAUGUGACAGUGGAAAUGCAGAAAUUUCUUGGUUCAUUUUUCAUUGGCUGGGACCUCGACCUGUAUCAUGAAGAAACAGACCAGCGAGCUCAAGUAAAUACCUCUGACUUAAAUGAAGAAUUGGGGCAGGUGGAAUACAUCUUCACAGAUAAAACUGGUACUCUAACAGAAAAUGAGAUGCAGUUUAGGGAGUGUUCCAUUAAUGGCAUCAAAUACCAAGAGAUCAACAGCAGACUAGUCUCAGAGGGAAUGACUGCAGAUUUUCUUGAUGGAUCAAGACCAGGACUUACUCCUGAAGAAGAGUUGUUUCUGAAGGCAGUAUCGCUUUGCCAUACAGUACAGAUCAGUAAUGAUCAGAUAGAUGGCUAUGGAAAUGGUUCCUAUCAUGCUAAUGGAGUAUCAUACCAGAUGGAAUACUAUGCUGCUUCCCCAGAUGAGAAGGCUUUAGUAGAGGCUUCUAGAAGGAUUGGCGUUUCUUUUUCUGGGAUUAAUGGCGAAAUUUUAGAAGUUAAGGUCUUUGGCAAACCUGAGAGAUACAAACUUCUUCAUGUUCUAGAAUUUGAUGCCUGUCGUAGAAGAAUGAGUGUUAUUGUAGAAAGUCAGUCAGGAGAUAAGCUAUUGUUCACAAAAGGAGCAGAAUCUUCAAUUCUUCCUAAUACCAGAAGUGGUGAAAUAGAAAAAACAAGACUCCAUGUGGAUGAAUUUGCUUUGAAAGGGCUACGAACUCUGUGUGUAGCUUGCAGGCGAUUUACACCUGAAGAGUAUCAGGAAGUAGACAGACGUUUACAUGGUGCCCGGACAGCCUUGCAGCAAAGGGAGGAGCGUUUAGCAGAAGUUUUCAACUUUAUUGAAACAGACUUGGAACUUCUUGGUGCUACAGGAGUAGAAGACAGACUGCAAGAAAAAGUCCUGGAAACAAUAGAAGCACUUAGAGUGGCAGGAAUAAAAAUCUGGGUGUUGACAGGAGACAAACAUGAAACUGCUGUUAGUGUUAGCUUAUCGUGUGGGCAUUUUCAUAGAACUAUGAAUGUACUGGAACUUGUGCAGCAGAAGACAGACAAUGAUUGUGCAGAACAGCUAAGAAGACUUGCACGGAGGAUCAGAGAUGACCAUGUAAUCCAGCAUGGCUUAGUGGUAGAUGGAGCCAGCCUUUCACUUGCACUCAGGGAACAUGAGAAAUUAUUUAUGGAAGUGUGCAGAAACUGUAGUGCUGUGCUUUGUUGCCGUAUGGCACCUCUACAGAAGGCAAAAGUUGUUCGACUGUUAAAAACCUCUCCAGAGAAGCCCAUUACUUUAGCUGUUGGUGAUGGAGCAAAUGAUGUAAGCAUGAUACAGGAAGCUCAUGUUGGUAUAGGAAUCAUGGGCAAAGAAGGAAGACAAGCUGUAAGAAACAGUGACUAUGCAAUAGCACGAUUUAAAUACCUCUCCAGAUUGUUGCUGGUCCAUGGCCAUUUAUACUAUGUCAGAAUAGCAACACUUGUACAAUACUUUUUUUACAAGAAUGUGUGUUUUAUCACACCCCAGUUUUUAUAUCAGUUUUCCUGUUUAUUUUCACAACAGACACUUUAUGACAGUGUAUACUUGACUUUAUACAACAUCUGCUUCACUUCUUUACCCAUCUUGAUAUACAGCCUGUUUGAACAGCAUAUACAUCCUCAUGUACUACACACAAAGCCGACACUUUAUAGAGACAUUAGUAAAAAUGCUCGACUUGCCUUCAGACCGUUUUUGUACUGGACAGUAUUGGGCUUCUGUCAUGCAUUUAUUUUCUUUUUUGGUUCCUAUAUUUUAAUUGGAGAAGAUACAUCAUUAAUGGGAAAUGGACAGAUGUUUGGAAACUGGACAUUCGGCACCUUGGUCUUCACGGUUAUGGUCAUCACUGUUACGUUAAAGCUUUCCUUAGAGACACAUUUCUGGACAUGGAUGAAUCACUUUGUUACAUGGGGAUCCAUAGUAUUUUAUGUUGUCUUCUCACUUUUCUAUGGAGGAAUCAUAUGGCCAUUUCUGCACACCCAGGAUAUGUAUUUCGUUUUCGUUCAGCUCCUUUCAAGUGGUUCUGCUUGGUUUGCCAUUAUCAUCAUUGUUGUCACCUGUCUUUUUCCUGAUGUCUUGAAGAACAUACUGUUAAGACACUUGUGCCCCACAGCCACAGAGAAAGCACAGAUUUAUACCAGCAGAGCUGCUUUAGGGGACGACUUCAUCGCUCUGCAGCCACUGUCCAGGGCAAAGAAUCAGCUGGGCAAAAUUAGCUUGCUGAGACCACUGCCAGUAUCAGCUGCUUGGACUCCAUGUGUUGCUUCUCCAAUGGGGAGACAGCAUGUGCGCCUUUUGGGAGAAUGCUGGAGCGACUGAUGGGACGGUAUAGCCCGACCAGGGUCAGCAGGUCUUGGAGUGACACAGAUCCCAACUUUACAAAUGACAGAAGUGUCUUAACACUUUCAGCAAUGGACUCUUCACUUACUAGCACUUGUUAACAGGGAAAAUCUUCACUGUACAGAAACUGAAAUCUGGUACCUUUAUUUACAGAUUUCAUCAUUACUUUGUGCAACAAGCAGGCCUCAAUUGUUGUGCAUGAGAAAGCUGCACUGCUUUAUAGCAGAGAGUCUGGAAUGUUUUCUGCUGUUAAUGCUGAUAAAUUCUGUCAUGCUACAGAUGAAAGCAAAUUUCUUCAACUUUGUUUAUCAGAACCAUCUGGGCAUCACUUUUUUAUUGUUUACGUCUCUUUGGAACAUGGAUUCAGUAUGAAAUUUAUCAAAUGUGGAAAGGAAGAUGGACUCGAUACAUUAAGAUUACUCCUAAGAAAGGUGAUUUCUGCUCCUGUGGUGCAAUAGAUAACAUACUAUAGCCAUAUUCCUAACUAGGGAAACAUUUCUUUGGGGUAAACAAAGGAUCAACGAUAUGACGUGUAUCGAACUACAGCAGUAGUCUUAAUAAAAAUGUACUGAAGAAUAAUUAAUUGGAAGUGACUAGACUCUGUUAAAGGUAUACAGACCAUGAACUGCUAAAUUAAUGUUGUAAAUGCACUUAAAUAUCCAGGUUACAUUUCUACCUAAGCUGUAACCAGGUUACAUUUCUACCUUAUCCAUAAUGAAUUUUAUAAAGUGAUCUCAGCCUGCAGAACUGUGUUUCACUAAACAAAAUGUGGACACAUAAAUUGUUUUAAAAUUGAAUCAGUUGGGUACAGUAAACACUUAAGAAGUAACUUUCAUCUUAUUGGCCAGAAUGAACCCUGUAAAAGUUGACAGGAUCACUGAGUUUAUUACUUGAAGCAGUAUGAUUUUGAUGGAGCCAGAGCAGAUCAUCUAAUUGGUAUAACCACUGACAGCUCAUUGGGAUUCACCUGGGCUGUGUCAUGUGUCACUGGCAAGGUGUUUUAUGUUAUUGUCUUCACAACAGAUAUGACGGGCAUGGAUUGCAUUUGCAGCAUUUUAUUUCAACCCCCAUAACAUCUGUCACCAUACCCAGAAUAGGGAAUUUCCAAACAUUGUGUUGUAUACCUUAAUAAGGUAAAGAUGUUUGCAGACCCUAAAAUUCUGAUGGAUUAGCGUUACAGUUUCACAUGAAUUAUUCAAGGAGUUAUUCAUUAAUCUAUUUGUUGUCAGCGACAUGUUUACCUUGAGUUUUUUGUGGAGUAAGGAAUUGACUAAACUUUUUGUAGUUGCACAUUUUUAUCAAAAUGACUUCAGUUGUGAGGUCAUACCUGAACUGUGUUCUGCAUUUCAGCCUUAGAAAAGAUGCAACAAAAUGCAUGUAUUGCCAAUAGAUGCACAGGUGGAAGCUGACAGUAGCAUGAUUGCAACUGUUUGAUUUGAACUUGUUUUAAUCUGUAAAAUAACAGUGUUGUAAUUAUUUUUAAUAUGCUUAUUAUCGUAAUCCCACUGCAGAAAAGAUAAGUAUGGUCUGUACUAGAGGCAGUUUGAUGACAGGUGUCUAAAUGUGAGAUAUCACAAUGACUUUACAUGAAAAGCCAAGGAAAGUAAUCCUGUCCCUGACCGUUGUUAUAUAAUAUUUAUCAUUCUUUGCCACCAUAUUAAUAAUGAUUGUGGGUAUAUUCAAGUUUUUUCUCUUUCAUCCUAGUGAUUUUAUUUUACAUUUGAUUAAUUCGCCCAUUAUUAAAAGGGGAUCUUCCUCUGCCUUUGGAGAUGGCAUCAUAUAAAUCUGUGAAGACACAUUAUUAUUGAACUUAUUGUUAACAAUAUGACUUUCUGUGUAAUUUCAUUGUGGCUCAUGUAAUCAUUGUCAUUAACAUUUAUUA